UUGGCAGAAAAUCAUAACGCUCAAGCACAAUUUAUUCUGAGUAAAUUCUACGAAUCAUCAAGUUCAACUUUUCUUUAUAAUAAUGGGGCGAUAAAUCUUCGAAGCGAAAAAAUCAAAUUCUUUCAUGGAAUAACAAAUCAAGCAUUUCAGAUUAUACAAUCUUCCCUUCCAGCAAUCAAGGAUGAUUUUACACCUUUACUCGAAAUUACUUCUGGCAAAAGUUCAUUAUUGAAAUGUACUACAACUAACUCAGAAUUAUUCUCGCUAUCACAGGGAAUAAUAAUGGAUCAAGACUCUCAAAAAUUGUUUGAUAAUCACGAAAUAUUCAGUAAUUUAGAAAAAAGCAAUAUUUAUCUGGAAAUUUUAAGCGAACAACUAUCGAUGAUAUUUGAUUUUCAAAAUUUAAAGCCAACAAAAGAUUUACAUUCAGAAAUUCAAGAAGCUUUAAAAUCAUAUAUACCAAUUGAGAAAUUAAAGCUUGUAUUUAAAAAAUUUGGAAAUUAUGUUCAUACAAAAUUAAUAUUUGGAAAUAAAUUACAGAGAAUUAUCUUAAAAGAAGAUAUUAAACGCCAAGAUGGUUCAGCUGAAUUUAAUGAUUUUUCUGAAAUAGAAAAGUGGAAAGAACUAGUUCAACCAUUUGACACUUCUUUUAUGAUUGCAAUGGAUGGUUAUCCCAUAGAACUAAGCCAAAUUCCUAAGUGGCUUGACGUUGUAUCGAAUCAAGAAUCUGAGUGGUAUAUUGUGAAACGCGUCGUUGUGCCAUUAUACAAAAUUCUCGAUGUGAAUCAACAGCACGAGAUCGAAAAUCUUUUUAAAAUGGAAAAUUUUGUUUUAAUGUCCAAUAUAACAUUAUUAUCGGAUUAUAGUUCUGGGUAUCAUCGAAUUGAAUACGACAGUCCAUUGAAAAGUGAUAAUUAUCAAUUAUUUGGUAGUGUUACCUGCGAUGGAGAAAGGCUAGAAAAUAUCUAUGUAAAAUUUAACAUGAAAACCGAAUAUGGAUUUUCAGUGAGUUGGCAUGAUAAAUCAACUUUUGACAGAAAACCUCAUGCGCUUCGGUGGAUAUUAAUCGGUUGUCCGAGUGAGAUCGGGUAUUUUGACCCAAAAACUCGUAAUAUAUCAGUUAUUUUAGGAGUAAAAGAAAUAAAACUUACUGAAACUGUUAAAAUUAAUGUGGAAAAAUCAAAUAUUGUCACAUUCAAUAUUGAAUACGUUUCGAUUCCAACUUCCUCAUUCUUCAGGACAAAUAUUGUAGAAAAGCAAAAAGCUGGAUCUAUUGAAGUAAAAAUUGAAGCAAUUAAAGAGGAAGAGGACACACAGGAAGAGGAAGAGAACGCAGAUGAAGAGGAAGAGGACACAAAGGAAGAGGAAAAGGACACAGAGGAGGGGGAAGUAAUGGAGGAGGAUGUAGAAAAAGAUGCAUCGGUGAUUGAUGAGGAUGACUUUAUUAGAAUUCGAUGGUGCAUAUUAAAUCUUAAGAAACAUUCAGAAAUUAAUGAUUGGAAACAGUUAGGAGAAUGUUUAACUUUCUAG
Ambispora leptoticha is the source of this 1530-nucleotide messenger RNA. The record is from the annotation of a GenBank genome assembly. NCBI's taxonomy places the organism in Eukaryota, Fungi, Glomeromycota, Glomeromycetes, Archaeosporales, Ambisporaceae.